AUGGAGAGCAGUUCUAUAUUCCAUGCUUUCAAUAAUAUUUAUUUUGCCAUUUUUGCUUUGUUUUGCUUCAAGCUCCUAAUUAAGAUUUCCUUGGCUCUGCUGACCCAUUUCUAUAUUGUUAAAGGCAACAGGAAAGAGGCUGCCAGGAUAGCCGAAGAGAUCUAUGGAAUAGUCCCAGGCAGCUGGGCAGACCGAUCCCCUCUUCAUGAUGCUGCCUUCCAAGGACGCCUCCUCUCUUUGAAAACCUUGAUUGCACAGGGUUUCGACGUGAACCUGGUGACGACGGACCGUGUGUCAGCUCUCCAUGAGGCAUGCCUGGGUGGCCACGUUGCCUGCGCGAAGGUGCUGCUGGAGAACGGCGCUCAGGUCAACGCAGUCACCAUUGAUGGGAUCACCCCUCUGUUUAACGCCUGCUGCAGUGGCAGCGUGGCCUGCGUCAACAUGCUGCUCGAAUUUGGAGCCAAGGCACAGCUCAGGAACCACCUUGCUUCUCCCAUUCAUGAAGCGGUCAAGAGAGGUCACAGGGAGUGCAUGGAGGUUCUUCUGGCCCAUGAGGUUGACAUUGACCAAGAAGACCUGCAGCACGGGACCCCGCUCUAUGUGGCUUGCACGUACCAGAGGACAGACUGCGUCAAGAAGCUUUUGGAGCUAG
This is a messenger RNA of Eurypyga helias (sunbittern), 652 nucleotides long. Its product is annotated as ankyrin repeat and SOCS box protein 11-like. The transcript is spliced from 5 exons. The record is from RefSeq and is a predicted model, not a curated record. Gene Ontology annotation, molecular function: protein binding. The annotation marks the transcript as partial. Lineage: Eukaryota; Metazoa; Chordata; Aves; Eurypygiformes; Eurypygidae. Gene Ontology annotation, biological process: protein ubiquitination; positive regulation of protein catabolic process.